Molecule: messenger RNA, 3678 nt
Organism: Limanda limanda (common dab)
Lineage: Eukaryota; Metazoa; Chordata; Actinopteri; Pleuronectiformes; Pleuronectidae
Gene: pam
Product: peptidylglycine alpha-amidating monooxygenase
Exons: 24
Coding region: 14-2668 (884 amino acids)
Biological process (GO): peptide metabolic process
Cellular component (GO): membrane; extracellular region
Molecular function (GO): protein binding; copper ion binding; peptidylglycine monooxygenase activity
Source: RefSeq, a predicted model, not a curated record
CCCCCCAGGCGUGAUGGGAGUCCGUGUCCUCUGUGUCCUGCUGCUGACGCUCAUCUGUCACAGCCGCGGCCUGGAAAUACAGAAACCCCCCCGCUACUGGUCCAAAAGGUCUCAGGAGAACAUCGUGUCUGAUCCCAGCGACUGUGCGUCCCGGCCCAAGCAGCCGCCGGCCAUCACCGACCUGCACGACUUCUCUGUGGACAUCCGGAUGCCGGGUGUGACCCCGGCCAGGCCGGACACGUACCUGUGCAUGGCCUUUCCUGUGCCAACGAGUCGGGAUGCAUAUAUUGUGGACUUCGUCCCUCAUGCCAGGAUGGACACUGUCCAUCACAUGCUGCUGUUCGGCUGUCAGACUCCCGUCUCCAGCAGCAGCUACUGGGACUGUGGCAGCGUCCAGGGCACGUGUGAGGACGAAGCCUCCAUCAUGUACGCCUGGGCCCGGAACGCACCCCCCACCAAACUGCCCAAAGACGUUGGUUUUAAAGUCGGACGCAGUUCAGGGAUGUCGUACUUUGUGCUGCAGAUCCACUACGGAGACGUCGCUGCUUUCAGGGAUCAUCACAGAGACUGCUCAGGACUCUCUUUGAGAAUGACCUCCAAGCCGCAGCCGUUCAUCGCAGGGAUCUACCUGCUCAUGGCCGUGGACACCGUCAUCCUGCCUGGAAAGAGAGUUACGAAUGCAGACGUGGCGUGUGACUACUCUUCAUAUCCCAUCUACCCGUUUGCCUUCCGGACGCACACACAUCGCCUCGGUAAAGUGGUCAGCGGCUACAGGAUCCGGAACGGGAAGUGGAGCCUGAUUGGACGACAGUCCCCACAGUUACCACAGGCUUUUUAUCGAGCCAACGCGGAGGUGGACGUGAAGUACGGAGACACCGUCGCUGCCAGAUGUGUUUUCACUGGUGAGGGCAGAACCUCCAAAACCUUCAUCGGAGGCACCUCUGAUGAUGAGAUGUGUAACUUCUACAUGAUGUUCUACAUGGAAAGCAAACAUGCGAUCCCCUACAUGAGCUGCAUGGAGACGGGCUCCAAGGAUCUGUUUCAACACAUCCCAGCUGAGGCCAAUGUUCCCAUCGCUGUGGAUCCAGAUCACUCAAUGAUGCAUAUGGGGAAAUCAGCAGAUGAUCUAGAGGACAGAUCUGUGACGGAUGCAAACCCAGCAGAGCAGACUCUGGAUCAGGAUCAUCUGGAGCUUGUGUCGCCGUGGCCUCAGAGUUCUCUGCAGCUCGGCCAGGUGUCGGGACUCGCCCUGGACUCAGACUCUAAUCUGGUGAUCUUCCACCGAGGAGACCACCGCUGGGGGGCGGACUCCUUCAGCAGCCAGGCCAGAUACCAGCAGAGGUCCCUGGGUCCCAUCCAGCAGUCCACCAUCCUGGUGGUGGAUCCAGGCAAAGGCAACAUCCUGAAGGCUUCAGGCAGAAACAUGUUUUAUCUUCCUCAUGGAAUAACGACCGACAAAGAGAAUAACUACUGGGUCACUGACGUGGCUCUUCACCAGGUGUUGAAGGUGAGUGGAGACGGUGGAGACAGGACGCUGCUGACGAUAGGAGAAGCUUUCCAACCAGGAAGUGACAGCAGACACUUCUGCCAGCCCACUGACGUCGCUGUGGACACGGACACUGGAAACAUCUUCGUGUCUGACGGAUACUGUAACUUCAGGAUCCUGAAGUUCUCCGCUGACGGCAAAUACCUGUCAGAGUGGGGCGCAGGCUCGUCCGACCGGAGGAGGCGUGUGGCGUUCCGGGUUCCUCACAGCCUGGCGUUCCUCCCGGACCGGAGGGAGCUGUGUGUGGCCGACAGAGAGAACGGACGGAUCCAGUGUUUCAUCGCUGAGACAGGAGAGUUCGUGAAGGAGAUCAAGAAGGAGGAGUUCGGGGGGGAAGUGUUCGCCAUCAACUACAGUCCUGCAGGAGAUGGAUUGAUCUUUGCAGUAAAUGGGAAGUCUCCGUAUCGCUCGGCUCCACUCAGAGGGUUUGUCAUAAAUUAUUCAACCAAGGACAUUUUGGACACGUUCAGCCCGAAGACAGAGGAGUUCCUGAUGCCUCAUGACAUCGUUGCAACACGGGACGGAGGCGUGUUCGUUGGAGACGCAGGAAGUGAUUCAGUCUUCAAGUUCACCAGCGAGAAGUUCCACCGCUCAGUGAAGAAAGCUGGCAUCGAGGUCCAGGAGCUUGAAGAAAUGGAGACGUUUGUCCAGACGAAGCUGAGACCUGAACCCAACACGCUGAAGACCAUGGUCGUCAAGGAGAAGCAAACCGUCGCUCAGGAGCCUCAAGAGCAGAAAGGGACGGAGGAGGAGGAGAAGAAGAAGAGUGUGGUGAAGACAAAGAGAGGAGAGGGGGUUCUCCCGGCCGUCAUCACCACGCUGCUGCUGGUCCCGCUGCUGCUCGUCAUCUCCACCGGGGUCUUCAUCUGCUGGAGGAGGAACCAUCCUGGUGAAGUGAAGGGCGAACCCAGCUCCGUGGGGGGGAUCCUGGGGAGAAUACGAGGUAGAGCCGUCGGCGGUCUGAACCUCGGGAACUUCUUUGCGUCUCAUAAAGGUUACAGCCGCCAGGGCUUCGACCAGCUGAGCACGGAGGGCAGCGACCAGGAGCGGAACGGCGAGGACAGCAGCGACUCGGAGACCGAGGAGUACUCCGCCCUGCCGCCGCCCGGGACCUCCUCCUAGACGCCACCGCACCCCCGCCUUCUGCUUACGAUGCCAAGAUGUCUGUUAUUCAUCAAGUGUAACUGUUGUGUUAGCUGCCAAUCUUAUUGUUUAUAUAUUUAAAUCUAUAUACUGUAAAUACAGAUACUUUGACAUGAUUUAGAUUAUUUAAUAUAAUUUAUCUGUGAUCUCGAUAAAGUUCACACACGUCACAAACGUUUUUUUUUUUUUCCCCAAAUCAAACACACAGAAGUUGAAAUGAUGAGAACAAUCAGAUUCAGCCUUAAAACCACUGAUGGAUCAUUUUGUCUUUUUUAUUCGCGCAGUUAAAAAGAGAAGUUUAGUUUUUUGGAAACGGUGCAAACUGAUCUGAGCCCAAACCGUAGGGUCUCUGUUUCCAUGGUGACACUGACCAGCACAAGCAGCGUUGACCUGUAACUCAGGUCAACACCAUGUUACUGAGCAACAGCGCCCCCUGCAGCCACAUGUGGUUCACUGCUUCCUGAACCUGAAGCUGGAACAAAUCCACCAAACUGCUCAGAAUCCUUCAUGUUUCAUCAGUUUCCAGAGAACAGACGCUCAGGGAGAGAAGGAGGAAACGAUCCUUGUUCACACUCACACUUCAGACUCACUCUAACCAAGCUGCUGGCUUCACAGUGUUACUCCUGCAGGGGGCGCUCACAGUCCGAGCUCCAGCUGCUUGUGUUGGUCACUGUUGAUUUCUCAGAGUUUGAGUCAGAACGACUCAUUUCAGUUUGUGAUCAUUUAAACAGGAUCAGACUCAGAAUGAGAGGAGACACAGGAACAGAACCUCCACACGUCUCCUCUGGUAGAGACGCUUCACUCGCCCUCAUUUCACACGCUCACUGGUCCACGGCUUUCAUCCGGAACAUUUCAUCUGUCAUUUUUGUGCCUUUUCACGUCCAUAUUUUGCCUUUUUUCAGCACCUGCCAUCACCAACGUGUCGUGGGCUUAAAACCUGCUGCUGGUCGAGCUUCUCUCUUCCAUCAGAGAGGAGAGAGAGAGGGAGG